Molecule: messenger RNA, 1479 nt
Organism: Glossina fuscipes
Lineage: Eukaryota; Metazoa; Arthropoda; Insecta; Diptera; Glossinidae
Product: SET domain-containing protein SmydA-8-like
Exons: 6
Molecular function (GO): protein binding
Source: RefSeq, a predicted model, not a curated record
CUCACGUUGAUGAAUAGCAAAAGCUGUUUGGAAAUGGGCGAUGAUACACUUCAUAAUGUUUAUACGAUUGAAAGGAAUAAAACACUAGGAAGACAUGUGGUGGCAACGAAAAAAUUGGGCGUGGGUGAGACCAUCUUAUUGGAACAGCCCAUCUUGAUAGCAGCUUCAAACAACGAAAUCCGUUGUGUUAACUGUUUCAAAUUAACUGAAAGUCAUUGCGAAUUUUGUAAAAUAAUGCCAUUGUGUGGCACAUGUCAACAGCAUAACCAACCCGAAUGUGAAAAGCUGUCUUCCAUGAAAGGUUUACAAACUGAUGAACUGAUAAAGUACAACGAAACCUACAGUAUCAUUAAAUGUUUGUUAAUAAAGGAAAAUAUCAAAACAGAAAAAUAUUUUGCACAAUUUUUGGAAGCAGAAUCACAUAUUGAGCAACGUCGAAAUUCCGUCAUUUGGCGAAAAUAUCAGCAAAAUAUAGUUGAGCCCAUUAUAAAAUCAGGAUUUGCAAAAUAUUUACGCUUUGCCUCGAUAAUCAAUGAAGACUUCCUGCAACUGUUAUGUGCUCUUAUUGAUGUUAAUGCCUUUGAGAUACGGGCACCUGACGGAAAUCCAAUGAAAGGUCUUUACGUGCAAGCAGCAUUACUAUCGCAUGACUGUGUAGCCAAUACAGUAAUAUCCAUAGACAGCAGCUACCGUAUGAAAAUUUAUGCAAGUCAAGAAAUAGAACCUGGCCAAAUAAUAACAAACUGUUACAUAAACGUAUUGUUGGGUACUCGGGAACGGCGUCGUAUCUUAUGGGAAAGUAAAUAUUUUCAUUGCAAUUGUUUACGUUGCAACGAUCCAACUGAGCUGAAUUCACAUAUCAGCAGUUUAUUAUGUUCCAAAUGUCAAGGAAGAACUCUUUCAGGAUAUUUGGUGGAAAAUGUGGACGCUGGAAAUUAUCAGUGCUUAGUUUGUUGCCAUCAGAAACCGGCUAAUGAAGUUAAUGAAUAUUUGAAGUUUAUGCAAACGAGAAUUUUGGAAGUUCAGGGCAAUAUUAAUCAGCUGGAGAAAAUAUUGUCUCGUUUAUCUAUGGCAUUGCAUCCUCGCCAUUACUUAAUAGUUGAUGUCAAGCAAAAUAUUGCGUCACUUUUGCGAUCGGUAAUCAACGACACUACACAGUGUCCGGGGAUUCCAGUAUAUGAGCGUACAAUCGAAUUAUGUCAAAGUAUUUUACAAGUGUUGAAACUCAUUUUACCGGGUGUAUCGCGUCUUAAAGCUAUCACCUUAUAUGAAUUGGCCAGUACGCAGGCCGAAUAUCGACGCUUACUGUAUCAAAAAAAAGUUAUUGAUAAAACGAAAUUAAGAGAAUAUCUUCAAGAAGCGGAAAAAACAUUGCGAGAAUCAAUUCGCAUGCUUCUCUAUGAACCGAAAGCGACUCCGGAGGCCAGGUUAACGCAUAGUAUGCUCCAAGAAUUUAAAUAUUUGCAAACAGACAUUAAA